UGGCUUGCCUGGCGUUUUGUGACGCAACUGUGCAACCACUUGGCAGUAGACACUACCCCACAAUGCAUUGCGAAUGUGUUUGCUAGCAGCAUUUUACGGUCACUCAGCGGCGCUAAUGUUUUGUUGGCAGGGCAUGUUCGUUUAGUGACUUAGCUCCUGCUUUUUAUUAAUAAAGGUUCGUAAUUUAUUAACUACUUAACACGCAAACAUGGAGAUCGGCACGGAAAUAAGCAAGAAAAUACGGGCUGCUAUAAAGGGAAAGCUUCAGGAACUAGGUGCCUAUGUCGAUGAAGAGCUACCAGACUAUAUCAUGGUGAUGGUGGCCAAUAAGAAGACUUCCCAGCAAAUGUCUGAUGAUCUGUCCCUCUUCCUCGGCAACAACACCAUCAAGUUCACUGUCUGGUUACAUGGCGUCCUGGAGAAGCUGAGGUCAGUGGCUGUAGAACCAGCGUGCCCGAGGCCUCCACUGUACUCCCACACCAGAGCUGUGGCCGGAAUCGGCGAAAGGAAGGAGGAGGAGUCAAAGGGCCUUGCAGUCUCCAGCUCCCAUUCUGAUAGAACCGAGGCCAGAGUGUCGAGCUCUGCUCAUGAGCACAGAAGGGUUUCCUCAGACAAGACCACAUCCCGCCUCACCUCAUCUGUCAAGCCCCUGAUGGACUCCCCCUCCUCCGAGGCCGUCAUUGAUAUCAAGCCUGAGCAGGACGAUGAAUUCAUAGGCGAGGACCCAGUGGAUAUGGGCGUCCUCCCGGGUCGCCUGCGUGGAUCCACUUCUGUUGGAGGAGGGGGGCGGGCCUCCGCUCAGAUCUACCGGCCACCCCAGGGAAGGUCCUCAGGGACAGGCAGGUCUGCGGAUGCCCAUAGGUCCUCAGAGGGGUCCUCGGGGUCUCACGGCCGGCAGCAGCACGACAGCUAUCAGCUGGACAGCAGGAGCAACAGAGACAGUCGGGGGUACAGAGAUGGAGGCAGCAGCACUGACUGUCGGGGGUACAGAGAUGGAGGCAGCAGCACUGACUGUCGGGGGUACAGAGAUGGAGGCAGCAGCACUGACUGUCGGGGGUACAGAGAUGGAGGCAGCAGGCUGGAUGACGGUUCCCGGAAACGUAAGGCUCCGGUGGCCAGCUCAGUGGUUCUGAUAAACCAGGCAUCCGACCAGGGACCAGACAGCGAUGAGCUGGAGGAAGAGGAUGACGAGGAGGACGAAGGCUAUGGGGUCAAGGUCAUGUCCAGCAGAGUGUCUCUGCCAUCCAAACCAGAACGCAAACCAACCCUUCCUCCGGCCAAACAGGCCAACAAGAAUCUGCUGAUGAGGGCGAUGUCUGAAGCUCAGGUGUCUGUCAACAAGACUACAACCUACCAACCUGUACCACAGAGACAGAUGGUCCCCGUGGCACCAAGGACCCGUUCUGCCACCGACGAGAUGAACGCUGCCAUUCAGCUGGUCCAAGAGCACCUUCAUGGCCUGGCCCCGAGAGCGCAGACCUACACCCCCUCCGAACCCCAGCCCCCGAGACAGCUAGCUCCUCCCCGGACCCUGACAUCCCGGCUGCAGCUGGACGUCCCAGAGGGGAACCUGAGACCCCUCCAGAGGGACUAUCUGGCUCUGGAGGUGGCGGAGGGGAAUGUUCUGAAGCCCUUUGACACGCGCUCCUUCAUCAUGAGGAGACCUGAACUGGGGGAGGAGGUGGCACCAGUCAGGAGCAGAUUGGGACAACUGGAGCCAGAGGUGCCUGUAAGGAGUCGACUGGGCUUGGAAGAAAAUGUUCCUGUAAGGAGUCGGUUGGGACUUGAGGAGGUGGCAACUAUGAGGAGCAGCAGAGCGGAGGAGACCACAGUUCCUAUCAGGAGCAGACUGGGGACCAUGGUGAAGGAGGAGGACCUGCCAGCUGUUCCACGGAUGGUGCAGCAGACCAGUCGUGAGAGGACUGACGCCAUGAGGUCAGCCAGUCCUAAAUUCAUUGUGACCCUGGACGGGGUUCCUAGUCCUCUGGGAAACCUAGGAGACUGUGACAUGGAGACCGAUGACAGCUGUCCUAAACCGGCAAAGCCCACUAUGACUGAGCACUCCAUCCACCUCGGACCCAAGCCUAAAAUCAGCAUUCAUCAGCGGUUGCAGGGGGACUCACAGUACUCCGAUGAAGAAGUGAUGGAUGUGGAGAACGGAGAGGAGCCUGUUCCCUUGAAGAGACAGAAGGUUCUGGAGCGCUGCAAGUUCUGGCCUGUCUGUAAGAGUGGAGAUGAGUGUGUGUACCAUCAUCCUACAACACAGUGCAAGACCUUCCCUAGCUGUAAGUUUGGGGACAAAUGCCUGUUCGUCCAUCCUAACUGUAAGUUUGACAGCAAGUGCUCCAAACCCGACUGCCCUUUCACUCAUGUCAGCCGCAGAGGUCCCGCCCCCUUCACCCCGCCUGUCAGACCGGUGCCCCCACCCCAGACCAGCAGUGUGUGUCGUUUCUUCCCAGAGUGUAAGAAGAUGGACUGUCCUUUCUACCACCCCAAGCCCUGUCGGUUUGCAGCCCAGUGUAAGCGUACUAGCUGCCCCUUCUACCACCCCUCUGUUACUGUUCCCCCAAGACACGCCCUCAAGUGGACCAAGACCCAGAGCAGCUAGGCCACAAGGCACGAAUCCCAGAGACCCAGAGAGGCAUGAGUCCCAGAGAGCCGACUCCAGAUGUGAAGCGAUUGAAGACAUAUAAUGAUGAUACUAUUCGGUUAAUCUUUUAUUCUCAUGGUUUGAUUAUCAGCGAUUUGGUCAAUCCUUAAUUUGCUUUUAUUUCAGUUUUAUUUGUGAAACGUACACAUUUUUAAACCAGACAGAACAUACAGGGUUUUGUAAAGUUGUUGUCUCUUUUCGAUAAUGCUGUGAGUAUAUUAAAAUACUCUGCAUGUCAAAUGA
Esox lucius (northern pike) is the source of this 2893-nucleotide messenger RNA. It is a transcript of the gene zc3h14, whose product is annotated as zinc finger CCCH-type containing 14. Gene Ontology annotation, biological process: regulation of mRNA stability. Gene Ontology annotation, cellular component: nucleus; cytoplasm. The coding region runs from base 209 to 2608 and encodes 799 amino acids. The transcript is spliced from 18 exons. The record is from RefSeq and is a predicted model, not a curated record. Gene Ontology annotation, molecular function: poly(A) binding; metal ion binding. NCBI's taxonomy places the organism in Eukaryota, Metazoa, Chordata, Actinopteri, Esociformes, Esocidae.